AUGUUUAUUGAACAAACAUCUACUAGAAGUACUGCAGAAUUGUUUAAGAAUAUUAAGACAAUUGCUGAUAGAGUAGGUCAUAUAAAAAUCAAUAAUAUUUUGGCAUUUUUUGUGAAACAGUUAAAUACCAAAUAUCUUUUAUUACAAGAAGAUAUAAAAGAUCUUGUUUUUAUAAAAACAAAGAGAAGACCAAAUA
Cetraspora pellucida is the source of this 196-nucleotide messenger RNA. The record is from the annotation of a GenBank genome assembly. Lineage: Eukaryota; Fungi; Glomeromycota; Glomeromycetes; Diversisporales; Gigasporaceae.